AUGGCUGCAGCAUCCGAGUCGACGCGUUUGACUCUGGUGGAGCUCCCUGUGGAUGUGCUUGGUGCGGUGGCAGUGUACCUGCCGCCGGACGGCCUAGUGGCGCUGAUGGGCACAUGCGGGACGAUCCGACGGGCACUGAUGCACGACGCGCUGGUGUGGCGGGUGCGCUUUGAUGUGGCUGACUACAUGGCGUUUGCGCGCGGGCUGUGCGCCCCGCCGGGCACGGUGGUGGCGAUCUCGUCAUCGCGCGGCGGCUACGCCUCGGUGGGCCUGUUCGAUUUGGCGUUGGUGGUCCCGGGCGCAAGCGACUGUGACUGUCUGAGUAGUAGCGAUGCGAGCAGCAUCAAGUGGGCCCGGGCGUCACACGCGGUGGCGGACGCACGAGAGAUGAUCGCCAUGCUUGAAGCGAGCGGGGUGGCAUCUGCGAGUGCGGCCCACGCUGUGGUCGCCUUUCACGACCAUGUGCGUGGGGCGACUUAUGUGACGCCAAUGCCGGCCCAUUUGGGCGCGCGCAUGAUUGCGGCAGCCGCCGCGGUGGGCAUCUUUGUGCCCGGAUCGAUCUACGGUAUUGCUGAUGUGGAUGGCGACGACGAUCCGCUGCAGCUCGGCCUGGACACGCUAGGGGUGGUGCCUGGCGAGUCACUGGUGGCGGCCAGCCGCGGCCGGUACGGCUGCAGCUCGGCCGGCAUAGGCUCUGCAUCACAGACAACGCAGUUUAGGUGGCGAUUUGUCCUCCUCGCCCUGAUGGCGCAAGCCAAGACCGGGGCGCUGUCGGACUACCCGCAGCUUGCCGAUGCCAUCCUGCCGCCGAUGGCGAUGUUCUCGUCGACGCCGUCAGCGCGUGUGCAAGAGCAGCUUGACGAUCUCAUCAAGGCAUCCAAGUUUGUCGACUUUGUGCAGAGCGGGAGAGAGUCCGAUGGCGUCACCAGCAAGCCAAUCUAUGAGUUCUACGGGGCCAUCCCGCCGCCGCCGUCGCGGAGCUCGGGCUGGCUGGCCGCUGCGGCCGACGGAGCCGGUGAUGUCGCGCUCCCACCGUACGCGCUGACGGGCGGAGCAUCCCCGCCGAUGGAGCCGCCGCUUGUCCUCGAGCCCGGAUCAGACGAGGAUGUGCGGGCGAGGCGGGCGGCGGCACUGGCGGCGCGGAUCCUGGGCGAGGCACUGGCGGCGGUGGAGGACGGAUCGGUGGCGACCAGCGCCGAGGUCGAUGCUCUGGUUGUCGACGCCGCCGUCGCCGCCGGCGCCUAUCCCUCGCCGCUCAACUACUCGGGCUUCCCGGCCGCUGUCUGCGUCUCGCCGAACGAGAUCCUCUGCCACGGCAUCCCGAACACCGCGCCCUUCCUCCCGGCCGACGUCGUCUCCAUCGACGUCUCGGUCUACCUCGAUGGCUUCCACGGCGACACUGCCGACGCCGCCAUCGUCCCGGCGCCCGACGGUACGCCGACGCCGGCCUCAUGCGCCGACCUGGUAGCUGCCGCCCGCGGCGCCCUUCACGCAGGCAUUGCCGCCGCAGGCCCGGGCGUCCCGCUCGCCGCUAUCGGCGCCGCUAUCGCCGGCUACGUCGCCGCCAAGGGCCUCUCGGUCUCGCCGGACUUUUGCGGGCAUGGCAUCGGCAGGCACUUCCACACCCUGCCGUUUGUUGUCCACGACUUUAACUACGAGGAGCUGAUUCUCGAGUCCGGCAUGGUCUUCACCAUCGAGCCUAUCGUUGCCGAGGGCGACGCCUCGACCUUUGAUCUGUGGGACGAUGGGUGGACCGCCGUCACGCCCGACGGCUCGUGGUCGGCCCAGGCUGAGCAUACCAUCCUCAUCACCGAUUCGGGUGUCGACAUCCUCACCGCUCGCCCAUCGACGCAGCAAGCGCAAUAA
This is a messenger RNA of Thecamonas trahens ATCC 50062, 1866 nucleotides long. RefSeq lists its product as uncharacterized. NCBI's taxonomy places the organism in Eukaryota, Apusomonadida, Apusomonadidae. Gene Ontology annotation, biological process: proteolysis. Bases 1 to 1866 code for a protein of 621 amino acids. The record is from RefSeq and is a predicted model, not a curated record. The transcript has 2 exons. Gene Ontology annotation, molecular function: protein binding; metalloaminopeptidase activity.